AUGAUCAGGAGACGCAGUUUAUGCAGGUCCACACUGCCGCUGUUGGGUCAUGGUCAUGGUCAUGGCACAACAGCUAACCAGCAACCGACUGGGAACGGCUCCGUGCUUCCUGCACCCUUCUCUGUAAGCAGCCCAUUCCCGCACCCUCCUCAUGCCUGCCAGCUGCGCCCGCUGUGGGGAGGCGACGAUACACGGUGCGCUUCCGCUGACGACUCGCCAUCCUGGUCUGGGAGCAUCCUCUGCCGCCGCUGUUAUUGA
Molecule: messenger RNA, 258 nt
Organism: Bipolaris oryzae ATCC 44560
Lineage: Eukaryota; Fungi; Ascomycota; Dothideomycetes; Pleosporales; Pleosporaceae
Exons: 2
Coding region: 1-258 (85 amino acids)
Source: RefSeq, a predicted model, not a curated record